UAUAAGUUAUUAUUAAGAUAUUAUCUGUGGUUUAUAUUGUGGUUGAUAAAUGACUUUAUCUAUGAUAAAUGACCAUGACAAAAAACAUAACCACACAUAAGCUGAUGUUUGAAGUUUAUAUGAAAACAACAAGUUAAUAAGUGAUUUAUUAAAACUUAAAUCUCUCUAAAUGCAGAAUGAGUGCCUAUGAACAUUUACUUUAUUAUGCUAGAGAAAUUGUAAAUAUAAAGAAGAAUUUGUGGCCAAAUUGGCCAAACAGUUUGAUAGACUGCCUUAUAAAAGCCCUACAUACUGGAGAUGUGGAGAAGUUUAAGGAAUUAGUUGAUAACUGCUUGGAUAUUAAUCACCCUAAUGAGAGAGGAUUUUCUUUAAUCCAUCUCGUAAUUUUAGUUGAGAACUUAGAUAUUCUUGAUAUUUUGUUGCAACGUCCAGAUAUAAAUUUGAACGUGCAGUUUUUGGGAGAAACACCUUUGAGUCUCAGUUUACAAUUGGAGAACUUCAAGGAGCCAGCAAUUAAACUUAUAAAUGCAGGUUGUGAUGUAACAAUUCCUAAUGAUGAUUUUAUAACACCACUACAGUUGGCUGUAUCCAAAAAUUCCUUAGAGGUGUGUGAAGCUCUUGUCAAACAUGGUGCAAAUGUUAAUGCAGCUGAUUUUUAUGGGGCAACUCCCUUACAUGAAGCAGUAUCUGAUCCAGUGAAAGUUCCAAUUAUUCAAAUGCUUUUAUUUUAUGGAGCAGACCCUACUUAUAGAUGUGAUGAUGGCUACACUCCAUUCAUGAGAAGCCUUCACAGUUAUGAUGCUGCAAUGGAACUGUUAGAGUAUGAAGUAGACUUUAAUAUUUCUACAAAAGACCAUUUAAGAUCAAGUACACUGUUGCUUGCACUGUCUUUUAAAAAUCCUAUUGCUUUUGAAAUCAUAAAAAGAGGUGGUGAUGUGAAUUAUGUGAGUACUUUAGGUGAUCAUCCACUGCAAGAUGCCAUAUUUUGGAAAGACCCUACUAUGUUUAAAGAAUUAUGGUUGAGGAUGGACAAAGAAGUGAUUUUCUGUACUUCAUUUCCUAUACUAGAUUUAUAUUUUUCUGAAUUUUGUCACUUUAAUGUGAACGAAUGGAUUGACUGUUUAUAUGAAAUUUUUGAGUCUGAUAUUGCAUUUGAUAUUGUAGAUAGUUAUGUAUGUCUGACAAGAAAUCCCUUUAGUUCUGUGAUUGAAGGCUUAGCUGCUCGAAUGGUACCAAAAGAAGAUAGAAUUAAGAUCAUUUAUUUAUUUCUGUCUCAUUCAAUGCCUGUAGAAAGCAAUGAUGUAUACUUAAUGUACAAGCAUUUUGGAUACAAUGAAGAAGUUGAGGCUUUAUUGCUAACAGAAAUUGAUCAAAGCCCAUUCACAGUAAACAGUUGUUUACUACCUAGUCUGCUGUUAACCAUUCAUUCUGAUGUAAAUACUAUUGUUAAGUCGUUUAUAGAAGAUUAUGUUCCCACUUUUUCAUUUCCUUAUUUUUUGAAAGAAGUUUUACUUAUGUUCCAAUACUGCACACCAACUGAGGAGUUUAAAACUGUGUAUUUUCAAACUAUAGUACCUAUGAUUGAUUUCGUCGACAAUACAGGAUGGGGCAGUUCUAACAAAGAAAUUAAAGAACUUAAUUCUGUAGUCAUGAGUAAACUAUACAUUCGUACAGUACCUUCAUUGCUCGAAAUUGCAAGAAAUGCUACUAGAACUAUAAUUAUUUCUAAAUACGAAAUAAAAGAUUUUUUUCAAUUACAAAAAACAUUCAACUGCUUAGGAUUACCAAAAAGUGUGAUUGAUAUUUUAGUAUUUAAAUUGCCAAUUUAUGACGAAUAGAUAUUUGUUUUUCCAAUAUAAUGGAAUAAACAUAUUCGUUUUUAAUUGUACAAAUGUUAAGCAAUAACUACUUUAACAAAUAACAUUAAAUGUAAUAUAUAGUUUAUCAUAGUAAAACUUCUUGAGUAUAAAAACAUAUUUUUUUAUUUGUUAAAAAAACACUAUUUUUAGAAAUAAUUAUAAUAAUAAUAGCAUAAAGUAAAAAUAGAAUAAUAAAAUGGUCUUAAAAGUAAUUCUAGGAUAGAUACAGUUACUUACGAAUUAAUAAUAAUAAAAUUUAAAUAAUCGAAAAUUGAACAGUAAACAGUCUCAUCUUCAUCCUUUAAUCUUGGAUAAAUACUGUUAUCAAUACAGAAAUUAAAAUUGCAAUAAUAUAAUCAAAUGGAAUAAUAUUUAUUUUGUCUAUUCGAAAAUGAUUUCAUGCAAAGAGAUUACCUGUAUUAGUCCAGACAAAACAAACAACCAUUAGAUUAUUUAAAAUAGGAAAGUGCAAAAUGAAAUAACUUCCAAUAUCAAUACCAAGUACCUACCUUUAGAUAAUCAUUCAUAAAAUCUUUUGUAGCUCAUUUCAAAUGUGCAUUGAUUACAGUUCGUUGUUAUAUGCACAUAUCACAACGUCGUAAAAUUAGUAUUGAAUAGUUUUUUAUUUAAUUUUCGUAAUUAAAUAAUUGUAUACGUUUUGAUUUAUUUAUUAUUUGUACAGCUAGAGGAUGGAAUCCCCUUUAAAUUUAAAAUUUCUUCCCGAAAUUUUGGCUAACUAUGGAGAAAAUAAAGAUUGCCUUAAUACAGCUACAAAACUGGAAAACUUAAACCAACAACUUGUAAUUCAAAAUCAGACCAUAAUGCAAGUUUCAAAAAUUAUCGCACUUUGUAAAACCAGAGAGAAGAAAGUACAGAAGAGCAAGGAGUAUAUCGAAGCUGAAAAAUUGCUACUUUUCCUUACUCAUAGGAAAAAAGCGCUUGUCGAAGAAAUAAAAAAUAUAAUGGAAAAUCAAAGUGAAGAGGAAAACAGCAACUAUUCCGGAUACAUACGCGUAUGGAACUUGAGAUUUUCAAUCAAUAAUUUAAAAGCUCCUGCUGUUUCAAAGAAGCGAAAUCAAUUUGAAAAAUCGUAUGUUUGUAUUUUCACCUGUGGACUCGACGUAAUAUGCUCAGAAAUUCAACGAAAAGACGAUUCAUCUAAACUACAAUUUCAAAAAGAGUUUGAAUUUUUCAAUUUGAAGUCAAACUUCGAAAUAAAAAUGUAUUUGUACUUUUUGGAAACGAAGAAAUCCUGCGCAAAAAGUUCCCAUCAAAACAUGUUCAGGAAGAAACAAUUUCGUCCAAACUUUCG
Messenger RNA from Agrilus planipennis (emerald ash borer), 3171 nucleotides. RefSeq names its product tankyrase-2-like. Lineage: Eukaryota; Metazoa; Arthropoda; Insecta; Coleoptera; Buprestidae. Gene Ontology annotation, cellular component: cytoplasm; actomyosin contractile ring. The coding region runs from base 177 to 1838 and encodes 553 amino acids. Gene Ontology annotation, molecular function: protein binding. The transcript has 5 exons. Gene Ontology annotation, biological process: septin ring organization; actomyosin contractile ring assembly; mitotic cytokinesis. The record is from RefSeq and is a predicted model, not a curated record.